UGCACAGCUCAAGGGCCUGGGCCGCUUCCUGCAGGACAACAAGCAGCUGCUGCAGGAGGCGCUGGCGCAGGACCUGCGCAAGUCAGCCUUCCAGGCGGACAUGUCCGAGAUCAUCCUGUGCCAGAAGGAGGUGGACCUGGCGCUCCGGAACCUGCAUGCCUGGAUGAAGGACCAGCCAGUGGCCAAGAACCUGUUAACGCAGCUGAGCUCCGCCUUCAUCCGGAAGGAGCCCUUCGGCCUGGUGCUCAUCCUCAGCCCCUGGAACUACCCCGUGAACCUGAGCCUGCUGCCCCUGGUGGGCGCCCUCGCGGCCGGGAACUGCGUGGUGCUGAAGCCAUCAGAAAUCAGCCAGAGCACAGAGAAGGUCCUGGCCGAGGUGCUGCCCCGGUACCUGGACCAGAGCUGCUUUGCCGUGAUGCUGGGGGGCCCCGAGGAGGCCGGGCAGCUUCUGAAACACAAGUUUGACUACAUUUUAUUUACGGGGAGCCCUCGAGUGGGCAAGAUUGUCAUGGCCGCAGCCGCCAAGCACCUGACGCCUGUCACGCUGGAGCUGGGUGGAAAGAACCCCUGCUACGUGGACGACAACUGUGACGCCCAGACCGUGGCGAACCGAGUGGCCUUUUUCCGCUAUUUCAACGCUGGCCAGACCUGCGUGGCCCCCGACUACAUCCUGUGCAGCCCCGAAAUGCAGGAGCGGCUGGUGGCCUCCUCCUUCAGCCUCCUAGCGCCCAUCCGAGCCCAGGACGUCCGCAGCAAUGACAGAAACUGCGUGGUGCUGAAGCCAUCAGAAAUCAGCCAGAGCACAGAGAAGGUCCUGGCCGAGGUGCUGCCCCGGUACCUGGACCAGAGCUGCUUUGCCGUGAUGCUGGGGGGCCCCGAGGAGGCCGGGCAGCUUCUGAAACACAAGUUUGACUACAUUUUAUUUACGGACGUGCAGGAGACGGAGCCGGUGAUGCAGGAGGAGAUCUUCGGGCCCAUCCUGCCCAUCGUGACCGUGAGGAGCCUGGACGAGGCCAUCGACUUCAUCAACCGCCGGGAGAAGCCCCUGGCCCUGUACUCCUUCUCCAACAGCAGCCAGGUAGUGAACCAGGUGCUGGCGCAGACCAGCAGUGGCAACUUCGGAGGCAACGAGGGCUUCAUGUACCAGACUCUGUGGUCCAUGCCGAUGGGGGGAGUUGGUCACAGCGGGAUGGGAAGAUACCACGGCAAGUUCUCCUUCGACACCUUCUCCAACCACCGCGCCUGCCUGCUCUCCCACGCGGGCCUGGAGAAGCUCAAUGAACUCCACUACCCGCCCUAUACCGCCAUGAAGAAGAAGCUGAUUAGCUGGGCCUUGGGCUCCCAGAGCUGCACCCUCCUGUGAGCGCUCCGCCCAUCUCCAGCGCCCCACCCCCACCCCCUCUCUCUCCACCUGCUGCCCACGUGCUCAAUCCCCAAAAAGCAGCGUCCCCUCCGAGAGUGCAAAGGUCCUGCUCCCAGGGUUUUGUCUGAACAGUCUCCCUGCUGGACAGACCUCUGCGCUGCUGGGCCCCUUCUCUCGGGGCCCAAAUGCCCUGGGCAUCCUCCUGACAGAUUCAUUGACCCUCUGCUUGGAUAUGUCUGGUGACGGAAACUUCACCCCCACAAGGUUGGGCAAUUCAGGUGGUUAGAAAGCACUCCCUUGCCCUGGCCGGUGUGGCUCAGUUGGUUGAACAUCGUCCUA
This is a messenger RNA of Myotis davidii, 1702 nucleotides long. RefSeq names its product aldehyde dehydrogenase 3 family member B2 (gene ALDH3B2). The coding region runs from base 101 to 1363 and encodes 420 amino acids. Gene Ontology annotation, cellular component: cytoplasm. The record is from RefSeq and is a predicted model, not a curated record. Gene Ontology annotation, molecular function: aldehyde dehydrogenase (NAD+) activity. Gene Ontology annotation, biological process: aldehyde metabolic process. The transcript is spliced from 12 exons. NCBI's taxonomy places the organism in Eukaryota, Metazoa, Chordata, Mammalia, Chiroptera, Vespertilionidae.